Molecule: messenger RNA, 2843 nt
Organism: Camelus dromedarius (Arabian camel)
Lineage: Eukaryota; Metazoa; Chordata; Mammalia; Artiodactyla; Camelidae
Gene: DPYSL3
Product: dihydropyrimidinase like 3
Exons: 14
Coding region: 129-2183 (684 amino acids)
Biological process (GO): actin crosslink formation
Cellular component (GO): cytoplasm
Molecular function (GO): hydrolase activity, acting on carbon-nitrogen (but not peptide) bonds
Source: RefSeq, a predicted model, not a curated record
GCCGCCUCUGGCGCGAAGGCUCAGGCGCCUCCUCCCGCCCCAGUCACUGUGGCUCGGCGCGCGCUGCCGGCAGCUGCCCUUUCCGCCUCUCGGGAAGAGGACCCGCGGGCCGCGGUCGCCAUCCAAGCAUGGCCUCGGGCCGCAGAGGCUGGGACAGCUCCCACGAAGAUGAUCUGCCCGUGUACCUGGCCCGGCCGGGCACCACCGACCAGGUCCCGCGGCAGAAGUACGGCGGCAUGUUCUGCAACGUGGAGGGCGCCUUCGAGAGCAAGACGCUGGAUUUCGAUGCCCUGAGCGUGGGGCAGCGGGGCGCGAAGACUCCCCGGAGCAGCCAGGGCAGCGGCCGCGGCUCGGGGGGCCGCCCCGGGGCGGAGGGGGACACCCCACGCCGGGGCCCAGGCCGGGAGGAGAGCCGGGAGCCCGCGCCCGCAUCGCCCGCGCCCGCCGGCGUGGAGAUCCGGAGCGCCACCGGCAAGGAGGUUUUGCAGAACCUCGGGCCCAAGGACAAGAGUGACCGUCUUCUGAUCAAGGGAGGCAGAAUCGUCAACGAUGAUCAGUCCUUCUAUGCUGAUAUUUACAUGGAAGAUGGCUUAAUAAAACAAAUUGGAGACAAUCUGAUUGUCCCUGGAGGAGUGAAGACCAUAGAGGCCAAUGGGAAGAUGGUGAUUCCCGGAGGCAUGGACGUCCACACCCACUUCCAGAUGCCAUACAAGGGAAUGACCACAGUGGAUGACUUCUUCCAGGGGACUAAGGCUGCCUUAGCCGGGGGCACCACCAUGAUCAUUGACCACGUGGUGCCCGAGCCCGAGUCCAGCCUGACGGAGGCCUACGAGAAGUGGCGGGAGUGGGCCGACGGCAAGAGCUGCUGUGACUACUCCUUGCAUGUGGACAUCACCCACUGGAACGACAGCGUCAAGCAGGAGGUGCAGAGCCUCAUCAAGGACAGAGGGGUGAACUCCUUCAUGGUUUACAUGGCCUACAAGGAUUUGUAUCAAGUGUCCAACACAGAGCUCUAUGAGAUCUUCACCUGUCUGGGAGAGCUGGGAGCCAUCGCUCAGGUGCACGCUGAGAAUGGGGAUAUCAUUGCCCAGGAGCAAACCCGGAUGUUGGAAAUGGGGAUAACUGGCCCAGAAGGCCACGUGCUGAGCAGACCAGAGGAGCUGGAAGCUGAGGCUGUGUUCCGUGCCAUCACCAUCGCCAGCCAAACCAACUGUCCUCUCUACGUCACGAAGGUCAUGAGCAAGAGCGCGGCCGACCUCAUCUCGCAAGCCAGGAAAAAAGGAAAUGUGGUCUUUGGUGAGCCCAUCACCGCCAGCCUUGGCACGGAUGGAACCCAUUACUGGAGCAAGAACUGGGCCAAGGCGGCUGCAUUUGUGACGUCCCCACCUCUGAGUCCUGACCCGACUACUCCUGACUACAUCAAUUCCUUGCUGGCCAGUGGGGACCUGCAGCUCUCUGGGAGCGCCCACUGCACCUUCAGCACUGCCCAGAAAGCCAUCGGGAAGGACAACUUCACAGCCAUCCCCGAGGGCACCAACGGUGUGGAGGAGCGAAUGUCUGUCAUCUGGGACAAGGCGGUGGCCACGGGGAAGAUGGAUGAAAACCAGUUUGUGGCCGUGACAAGCACAAAUGCUGCCAAGAUCUUCAACCUGUAUCCCCGCAAGGGAAGAAUAUCUGUGGGUUCUGAUAGUGACCUGGUGAUCUGGGAUCCAGAUGCUGUCAAGAUUGUCUCUGCCAAGAACCACCAGUCGGCUGCAGAGUAUAACAUCUUUGAAGGGAUGGAGCUGCGCGGGGCUCCGCUGGUGGUCAUCUGCCAGGGCAAGAUCAUGCUGGAGGACGGCAACCUGCACGUGACCCAGGGGGCUGGCCGCUUCAUCCCCUGCAGCCCGUUCUCGGACUAUGUCUACAAGCGCAUUAAAGCCCGGAGGAAGAUGGCGGACCUGCACGCGGUGCCCAGGGGCAUGUAUGACGGGCCGGUGUUCGACCUGACCACCACGCCCAAGGGGGGCACCCCCGCCGGCUCCACCCGGGGCUCUCCCACGCGGCCCACCCCGCCCGUGAGGAACCUCCAUCAGUCGGGCUUUAGCCUGUCAGGCACCCAAGUGGAUGAGGGGGUCCGCUCGGCCAGCAAGCGCAUCGUGGCGCCCCCCGGAGGCCGUUCUAACAUCACAUCCCUGAGUUAAGCGACCCCCCUCCCCAAAGAGAGGGGCAGAAGCAAGAAGAGAUUCUUUUGAAGCCAAAAUGGUACACCAAUAUUUAAGAAGGAAAGCGAAUCCAAACAGUUUCGAUCUAAAGAAUCAACAAGCCUCAAGCCUUAUGUUUCUCCAAUGUUAAGCUCGCUUGCCUAGCUUUACGAAUAUUGCUUUGUUUUCUGUUUAUGCAUAGCCUUGAUUUGUUUGCCGCCCCUCCUCCCAUUUACAAUGCAUGCAAUCAGACAGGCCACUAAGGUAAAAGAGUCUGCUAUAUAGUGUUGAGAGCGUGUGUAGUGCUGCAUCUUACGACAAGGGGACCGACGAAGCUGGGACGUCAGGAAAAUGAACAAAGGGGAUGCCGGUCAUUUGGGGUGCGCGGGUGGUGGGAGCCGAGAACCAGGCGGAGCUCGGAGGGGCUAGGGUAGGGUGUGUACGGGGGAGGCGGGUGGGUGAGCAUAGGGGUCUCGUGUAUUGUGUUGAUGAAGUGCGUGUAUUUCCGCGGAAGAUGGCCCCUCGGGGCAGCCGUCACGCCAUCACGGUCCCCCCGGGGUCUGCGGAGAAGACGGGAGACCCUCGGGUUCCAGAAUUCAUCACGUCCCCUCCUAGUAGGUUUUAUUCCGUGGAACAUUUUAUUAAAACACCAAAACCCAA